Nilaparvata lugens (brown planthopper) is the source of this 2069-nucleotide messenger RNA. RefSeq names its product chitobiosyldiphosphodolichol beta-mannosyltransferase (gene Alg1). Gene Ontology annotation, cellular component: endoplasmic reticulum. The coding region runs from base 156 to 1454 and encodes 432 amino acids. Gene Ontology annotation, molecular function: mannosyltransferase activity. The transcript has 6 exons. NCBI's taxonomy places the organism in Eukaryota, Metazoa, Arthropoda, Insecta, Hemiptera, Delphacidae. The record is from RefSeq and is a predicted model, not a curated record.
CGUGAUCGACAUAUCAAUCAAAGUCAAACAUGUGAUGACGCAUGAAUCAUGAACUGUUGAUGUAAACAAAAUUGGUUUGCUGAUUAUUUUUUUUGUAAAUUCUUUGUCAUUUUAGUUUUUCAACUUUAGAUGUAAAAUAAAAAUUUGGUUUAAAAAUGGUUGUAGUAUCUGUGGUUCUACUUGGCGACAUAGGGAGAAGUCCGAGAAUGCAAUAUCAUGUUGUGUCGCUAACUUCAGAAGGUUAUAAUGUUGAUUUCAUUGGAUUUGAUGAUUCAAAACCAAUAAAGAAAAUUCUAGAUAAUGACAGAGUAAAAAUAAGACCUAUGUAUCAGUGUCCUUCUUUUCAAAAGCAUCUUCCCCGUCUGAUCGGCUACAUUUUCAAAGCGGUGUGGCAAGCAAUGAUACUGCUCAUGAGUCUAGUUUUUAAGCGUCGCUCGGACGUGGUUCUAGUUCAAUCGCCACCCGCCGUCCCGACGCUGGUCGUCUGCUGGCUGUACUGUCGGCUGGCCUGCGCCAAACUGGUCAUAGACUGGCACAACUAUGCGCACACCAAUAUGGCGUUCACGCUGGGUAGUGAUGAGCAUGCGCUGGUUAAAGUCACCGAGUGGGUGGAGGCUACGUUUGGUCGCCGUGCUGACCACAGUCUCUGUGUCACCAAAGCAAUGAAGGAGGACUUGCGUACCAAGUGGGGAGUACAAGCAUCAGUCCUGUAUGAUCGGCCAUUUGAGUCGUUCCAAGCGACCCCGAUUGAUGUGAAGCAUAACCUCUAUAUGAAACUAGGAAAACAAUAUAAGGCUUUCGCCGGUGAAACGACCAGCUCUGAUAAGUCAGCCACUGCAUUCACGAAGGAGGAUGCAGAUGGCAAUAUUACUCUACGUGAUGACCGACCUGCAAUUCUUAUAUCGAGCACCAGUUGGACAGAAGAUGAAGAUUUUGGAAUCCUAUUGUCAGCUCUACUAGAUUACGACGAAUCGGAUGACGACAGUCUGCCGCGACUGGUGUGCGUGAUCACCGGCAAGGGGCCGAUGAAGGAGCAGUACGCGGCCAAGAUGGCGGCGGUGCAGUGGCGGCGCACAAGUGUGGUGCUGCCCUGGCUGGAGGCUGAAGACUACCCGCUGGUGCUGGGCAGCGCCGACCUCGGUGUCAGUCUGCAUUUGUCCACCAGUGGCCUUGACCUGCCCAUGAAGGUCGUCGAUAUGUUCGGAUGCGGACUGCCCGUUGCCGCUUACAAGUUUUCGGCGUUGCCUGAAUUGGUUGAAGAGGGUAAAACAGGAAUGGUGUUCGAAACAUCCAACCAGCUGGCUGAUAAAAUCAAGGACUGGUUCAGAGACUUCCCUGAAGCGCAAGCAAGAGCUAACAAGUACCGCAAAAACAUUGAAACUAAUUUUCAAAAUUUACGGUGGCAUGAGAAUUGGGUGCUCAAUGCCAGCAAAGUUUUCCAAAUUCAAGACUGAACAUUAUUAAAAAAAAUAAUAAAUUGUAAUAUUAGACCAAGUGACAACAAUUUUCCCGGUGUUUAGAAACUUCAGUGUGCCUGCGAUGUUCUUGCUAAUGAUGAUUUUACUAUCUUUAUUUCCCUGUCACACUGUUCAGAUUUUAUUAUAUUGUAUUUAUUUUCUGUUACAUGACUACCCUUGUCUACUUAUUUGUUCUAUAUUUUACUCACAAUCGGAGCCCAAUUACAAUUGUAUCCCGCUUGCAUGAACACAUCUAUUAAAUUUAACCGUGAUUAAAUUUUGCUUACAUGACAUGAGAACCAAUAAAAGGAGCUGAUGACAUCUUUAAUCAAUCGUUUAGUUUAUGUACAUGCAACCAGGCCUGUAUCUCUUCUUCAUCUAAUUUUAGAUUUAGAUGAAUCAUGUUAUUUUGUCCAAAAUUCUAGUUGGAGUAUACAUUUAUAAAUUCUCUUACUUAGAAUGCCUUUUGUGUCAAAAUUAUUGUACAUUUACUGUACUAUAUUCUUCGAGAAAUUGUUGAUUGAUAAAAUAUUUCUGUUGUUUACAUUCUUUACUAGAAGAGCGAUUGAUGAGAGAAUUAAAAUACACCAUUAAUGAAAUUUGUCGAAUAAA